Molecule: messenger RNA, 513 nt
Organism: Dictyostelium discoideum AX4
Lineage: Eukaryota; Evosea; Eumycetozoa; Dictyosteliales; Dictyosteliaceae
Exons: 1
Coding region: 1-513 (170 amino acids)
Source: RefSeq, a predicted model, not a curated record
AUGGUGAACAAGUUAAAAUUCAUUAUAUUGACAAAUGAUAUUUGUUCAGGUAAAGAAUUUGGUGAUACAACAUUAGAUAAUUCAAAUUAUAUUAAACUUCAAGUUUCAAGUAAUAGUAUUUAUGGUAGAUUCUUAAAACGUGGUAUUGUUGAUGGUAAAACAGUGGCAGUCACCAAUGAAUUAUUAGAUUCAAAAUUAAAUUCAAUAUCAAAUGAAAAUAAUGUACAAUCAUAUAUUGGUAUUGUGGUUGGUCAAUAUGAAACCUCUGUAACUAUAGAUCCUGAUUUUUCACUUUUAUUAGAUAAUCAAGCUGUAAAUUCUAAUUCUCCAAAUUCAAUUUGCUCAUCAUCCGAAUCAUCUUUAACCAAAAGUCAACUAGCUGGUAUUAUUGUCGGUUCUAUUGUAUUUUUCAUUGUUUUAGUUAUAAUUGUUGGAAUAAUUCUCUUCUCAAAAUCAGUGCGUAUUAGAAUCAUUAUUUAUAAAAUCUUCAAAAAAUCAAAAAAGUCUUAUUGA